GCGUUAUACGGUUCCGAUAGAUGGCGCUCUGCCUCUCGAUUUGACAACGGAAAAAGUGACACAGUAAACGGUCUUUUUUGGACUGUAUUAUAUGGGUGAGCCCUCACUGAAUCUCCAAUGAGUAGGAAGGGUUCAGCAGCAAGCGUCAGUGCAAAGUCUGUCAAGGGCAAACACCAUGAAACCAGUAACGAUCCUGUAACGGCCGAAAUCAAGGCAGCAUACAUCGCUGUCCUGAACCAGACAGACAAGGACAUCUCUUCAAAAGAUGAACUGGAGAAAGUCCUCCAGCAAGCAGGCAGAAACCCUUCACAGAAGACCAUUGACAAAUACUGGACCAAAAACACAAAGAAACUAUCAUUCAAGGAGGUAUCCGAGAUCAUCAAGGAGCUGAAACCAACCACCGAAGACGAUCUACUUGCAGCUUUCAAGAAGAUAGAUGUCAAUGGUGAUGGAUUCAUUACACAGAAGGAGCUCUCUCGCAUUCUCACACAGAGAGGUGAUCGAAUGAGUGAGAAGGAAGUUGAUGAUAUGAUUGCAGAAGCUGAUUCAGAUGGUGACAAGAAAUUGAAUUAUAAAGAAUUUUGUCAGAUGGUAAUGUCAACAACCAGUCGUUGUCAAGAGAGUAGUUUGAAACGAUUGGAAAGAAAAGAGAGAAAACAGAAGAGAGCACUCAAAUCUGCUGCAUCAAGCAAGAAAAAUUCCAGUCUAGCAUCAGAAGGAAGUAAGAAGAAAGAAGAGAUGGGUAUCGAGAUGAGCCUCCCACCGGUCAGCAAACAGCAACCAUCGAUAAAGGAGCCCAGUAACAUCACCGAUUGGUACCACACGCACACCAAGGGAUCCUUUCACCUUGACGAUGAACAGAAGAUAAUCUCUCACCAGUAUGUGCUGCAGGUGGAUGUCAAGACCAAGCUCUGGUUGACUGUCAAACCUAUCAACGUAGGAGUGGUGAAAGCUUCUACCAAAGUUCCUAAGACAGAUGUUAAUAUAUUCAUUGUGAAACAAAACGAUCAUGGGAUUCUGGGUGAUGUUGUCUGCUUUACAAAUGUCAAGAACAGAGAGAAAUACUGUGUCCAGUGUGAGUUGCCAGCUGGUUCAUACCGUCUUCUUCCCAUGACAACAGGAUGUCAUUUUAAGCCUAGGACAAGAACCGUUAGAGAGAAGACUAAACUCAUCCAACCUAAAGGAGAUGAUGAAUGUGAACUCACCAAAGAAUUCAAGAAUGCAUUGAAUAGUAUCUAUGAGAUGGUCGAUUUAGACAGCAACGGUACGCUGAGUAGGAAUGAAUUCAACAUGUUUCAGUUAAGGACCGGUGGAGAAUCGGUUGAUGAUGAUGCGUGGGAGGUGGUGGAAGAAAACUUUGAACUCAAGAAAGGAGAACUCACAAGAGAGGGAUUCUUGGAUCUGAAUGAGAUGGAAGCAAACGAUGGAUACGCUGAAGGAGGAGAGGUCGAUGACCUCUGGGUCACUCUAUCUUCCAUGGGAUUUGCAGAUGAUCUUGUACUUGAUGAGGCAUGCCCGUUCAGGGUAGAUAUCUACACCGAGCACUGCCCAGCAGUGGUCAGAGCCCAACCCCUCCAGCGCGGUGGACCGACGUUACAGAAGAUCAUCGGUCAAUCGGUCAUCCAUGCUGCAGGCUUCACUAGGGUCAAGACCAUUGGACAGGUCAAGCUACAUACAUACAUGGGCGACGGACGGGUUACAUUCGUCUUGGAGAACACUGGUUCGAAGAGAUGUAGCAUGAAGCUGGACUGCAGUAAGUGUGAGAACUGUCUCGCCAAUCACGAUGAUAAGAUACAGACUGUACAAUGCCUUGCUGGAUCUGUGACAAUUGGUUUUCAUCUAGUUCCCAAAGAAGAGAACAAAGAAUGGAUAAUUAACUGCCAAGAGACAUUACUGACCUCAUGAUGACGGUAGCUCAUCAUCCUCUUGACCAUGACACCACCAUGAUAGCUGACCUCUCAUCAAGGGAUACUUCACGCUGGAGAUUAUUAUAUGUCAAUAAUUAGAGUAAAAUUCACAAAGCAAAAUACUGAAAAUUUGAUCAAAAUGG
This is a messenger RNA of Lytechinus variegatus (green sea urchin), 2050 nucleotides long. It is a transcript of the gene efcab7, whose product is annotated as EF-hand calcium-binding domain-containing protein 7-like. Bases 118 to 1905 code for a protein of 595 amino acids. The record is from RefSeq and is a predicted model, not a curated record. NCBI's taxonomy places the organism in Eukaryota, Metazoa, Echinodermata, Echinoidea, Temnopleuroida, Toxopneustidae. The transcript is spliced from 14 exons. Gene Ontology annotation, molecular function: calcium ion binding.